This is a messenger RNA of Nomia melanderi (Alkali bee), 2816 nucleotides long. It is a transcript of the gene Mau2, whose product is annotated as Mau2 sister chromatid cohesion factor. Gene Ontology annotation, molecular function: protein binding. The record is from RefSeq and is a predicted model, not a curated record. Gene Ontology annotation, biological process: mitotic sister chromatid cohesion. Lineage: Eukaryota; Metazoa; Arthropoda; Insecta; Hymenoptera; Halictidae.
AUGGCGUCUUCACAGGACGCUUGGUAUCUGUCGUUAUUAGGACUAGCAGAAAACUUUCGAACGUCUAGUCCACCAAAUAUUAAAUCGUGUAUACAGUGUUUGCAAGCGGUUUUCAAUUUUAAGCCACCUCCUAGAGUUGAAGCACGUACUCAUCUUCAGCUUGGCAACAUCCUUCUUACGCAUACCAAAAACAUCGAUUUGGCGCGAUCUCAUUUAGAACAAGCGUGGCGUUUAAGUCAAAAUAUAAAUACUUUUGAUGAUGUGAAAUUUGAAGCAGCAAGUGUAGUCGCAGAACUAUAUGAACAACAGCAACAACCAAACCUUAGUAAGCCGAUAUUAAGGAAAGCUAUAGAACUUUCACAGCACAAUGUGUAUUGGCAUUGUAGGCUUAUUUUCCAACUUGCACAAAUACAUGCAUCGGAAAAAGAUUUUGUUGCAGCUAGUAGUUUACUUGCUGUAGGUGUUGAUUACUCUCAUAUUAGCAAUGCGAGUUAUACCAGAGUUCUGUUCUUAUUGAGCAGAUGCAUGCUUUUAUUAAUAGACAAAAAAUUUACUGAAGUUCAUCCUCUUCUAAAUUCAGCAGGCCAUCAUGUUGAAAAUUGGCAAGGUAGCCCACACCAAAAAGAAUACUUAAAAGUAUAUUUUUUGGUACUUCAAGUUUGUCAUUACUUAAUGGCCGGCCAGGUAAAAAGUGUGAAGCCUUGUUUGAAACAAUUACAACAGAGUAUACAAACUAUAAUGUCUCCUAGUUGGCCAGCUGAUGAAGUAGUUACAGGUUCAAACAUUGGUGAUAUGUUUAUAUGGAUGCCAAAAGAUCAUUUAUAUGUUUUGGUGUAUUUAGUAACAGUUAUGCAUUCAAUGCAAGCUGGUUACAUGGAUAAAGCUCAAAAAUAUACAGAUAAAGCAUUAACUCAAAUUGAAAAACUUAAAAUUGUUGAUAACAAACCUAUAUUAUCCGUUUUUCAAUUGAUGUUGUUGGAGCAUAUAGUGAUGUGUCGGCUUGUAAUGGGAAAUAAAAGCGUAGCUCUUGCAGAAAUAUCUCAAGCGUGUCAACUUUGUAGAAGGCAACCAAGGUUACUUCAGGGUCACAGACCACAAUUACAUGCUUUAUUAGGAUUAUAUGCAAUGUCAAUGAAUUGUAUGGAGGCUGCUGAAGCUCAGUUUACAGCUGCUCUUAGGACAUCACAAGAAAGGGAACUCUGGACUUUCGCAAAUUUAAAUCUAGCAAUCGUAUAUCUUAGAACUAAAAGAGAUACUGAAUUAGGUGCUUUGCUAGAACGAAUAAAUCCUGAAUCUUUGCCAUCUCAUUCACAUUCUUUAAGAGCAGCAGCGUAUUAUGUUCAAGGACUUCAAGCAUUUUUUGGAGCUAGAUACAACGAAGCAAAGAGAUAUCUUCGAGAAACGUUAAAGAUGGCCAAUUCUGAAGAUCUAAACAGACUUACUUCAUGUAGUCUUGUACUUUUGGGUCACAUAUUCCUUUCUUUAGGAAAUAGUAGAGAAUCCAUGAAUAUGGUCACACCUGCAAUGCAAUUAGCUUCUAAAAUACCUGACGUUCAUGUACAAUUAUGGGCCACUGCUAUACUCAAAGAUCUUUAUAGAAUUUGUGGAGAUCCAAAUCGCGAAAGCGAAGCAUACCAAAUGCAUUGUACUUUUUCACAAACGUUGUUGAAAGACCACUUUCAAAGUACGCAAAUGGGCGAGCAUUCUCUUAUACAGUGGACUGAUGGACCAGUGCCAGCCUUACCAAGCAAUCCACCACCUUCCACGUCGCAAGCCAUUCUUUAAUAUUCAAAAUUUCUAUACUUGACGAGCGUAAUUUGAAAUGUGUAAUAUAUUUUGGCGAAGCACAAAAACGUGCUAGGUUUGUACAAUUUUAUUGUUGAAUCACAGAAAUGAACAAUAAUACAAAAAUAGAGGUAACGAUAGUAUGAUAGCAGAGGAAAGUUCGAGCUCUGCUAGAUCAACAAAAUUGACUAUCGUACUGCAAAAUAAUUAAAUAGAAUCACAAAUUGAGAAUAAUUACUUUGUUUAUGAUGGGUAUUGAUUAAUAUCCAGACUCGCUGUUUAUUAUUUAAAUUUUUUCCGGUAUCUAUGAAUCAUAAACUUUUAUUUACAGAGUUUUAUAAAAAUUCUAUAUUAUACAUAGAUUUGUACAAACAAUUUAUUGUAGUUGUUUUUUAUGUCACAGAGGAUAUGCAAAAGGUGAACAUAUGUAUAGAACUUUGAUAUAUUUUAUUAUUUUGUAUAUUGUAAAUUAUCGCGAACCUCUUCGUUUUCUUUUUCGUAAUUGUAUAUCUGCAAAUCAAGAGAAGCAAAAAAGUAGGAAAAGUGACAACACUGAAGCUGAGCGUGUCGGAACAGCACACGUUAAACAGAAAUUAGGUAUUUCUUUAACAUAAUUGUUACAUCACCGCACAAAAACCAUUCAAAGCCUUCAAAGCGUAAACUUAAUUUAUGCUGUAAAGAUAGCUUUUGUUGUAACAAAGAUUAUGAGUAUGUGUUAUUUGUGCUUAUAUCGAAGGGCAUAUUUAAACGUACGCCGAAUGUUAAUUACGUGUGGGUAGAAAGACACAAUGAUUCUGAUUGAAUUUUAUUUUUUUAUAUAUCAUUUGCUCUCUAAGAAAACAAAUUUGCCCAUAUUCAAUACAGCAAUCAUGAGAUAAAGAAAAAUGAAACGUAACAUUAAUAUUUUAUAAUCAUACGUUGACUUUAUUCGCACAUUUUAAAAGCUUUUGAGUUUUUAUAUUUUUUUAAGUUCAUGUAGCAUAUUGACAAGUAUGUCUGCAUGAUUGCUUCAUUUAAAUUUGUAAUGUAAU